This is a messenger RNA of Lycium ferocissimum, 915 nucleotides long. Its product is annotated as PLAT domain-containing protein 3-like. The transcript is spliced from 2 exons. Gene Ontology annotation, molecular function: protein binding. The record is from RefSeq and is a predicted model, not a curated record. The coding region runs from base 73 to 630 and encodes 185 amino acids. Lineage: Eukaryota; Viridiplantae; Streptophyta; Magnoliopsida; Solanales; Solanaceae.
UAGAGAAUUGCUAUCCCAUCUGAUAGAGAGAGAAACAAAGAAAGAAAGAAACAGAAAAGCUCAAGAGAAGCCAUGGGAGUAGCAGCGCACUUCAACCAUUUCUGGUUCCUCGUCUUCAUCCUCUUCUUCUCCAUCUCCAUCUCCUCCAUUUCUGGAUCCGAUGAAGAUUGUGUAUACACUGUUUACAUCCGAACGGGAUCUAUCAUAAAGGGUGGAACCGAUUCGAUCAUCAGUUUGACUCUUUACGAUGCAGAUGGAUACGGUAUUAAAAUCAAGAACCUUGAGUCCUGGGGUGGACUUAUGGGCCAAAAUUACGACUAUUUCGAAAGAGGAAACUUGGAUAUCUUUAGUGGUCGUGGCCCAUGUUUGACCGGGCCGGUCUGUAAGAUGAACUUGACUUCUGAUGGAACAGGCAAAGGACAUGGAUGGUAUUGUAACUACGUUGAGGCUACUGUUACUGGAGUCCAUAAGCAAUGCAUCCAAAAGUACUUCGAAGUGGAACAGUGGCUCGCAACUGAUGCGCCGCCUUAUCAGCUUACUGCAGUCAGGAACCUGUGUAGGAAGACCAAGUCCGAUGUGCGUCGGCCCGUUACCGGAACUGAAUCCACUCCACAAGUUUCUGUGAUUUAAAUCUACAGUUAUUGGUCUUUAAUGGGCCAGGGUCCACAAUUCCCUGUUUUACCCUUGUGAGUGUGAGACUUUCAAGGACAAGAAUGAUAUUUGAUGAGUGUCACUGUUGCUUUGAUGUUGUGGUAUGGAGUAGUGUAUGGUGGAGUAAUAAAGGACACUUGUUAAUUUUGUGAGUAUCAUUAGGAUCAUUAUUAUAUCCUCUCAUGAAUGCUGUAUUUUCCAAAUAAUAACGACUUUUUGCAUCGUUAUUACACUCAUGAAUGCAUUUUCCUGUUUUAUCCUUGC